Messenger RNA from Xyrichtys novacula (pearly razorfish), 7318 nucleotides. The record is from the annotation of a GenBank genome assembly. Lineage: Eukaryota; Metazoa; Chordata; Actinopteri; Labriformes; Labridae.
GUGAACGCAGCUUUGUCCACCACGUGACAGGCUUCAGCUGAUCGUCAGGCGGAAGCAAAUGGAAACAUGGUGGAUUCGCUAAGCAGGUUACCUGCUGCAGAUUGUCUAAAAGUAAGUACAGAGCUGUUAUGAUACACAAGAAGAACAAUUCGGUGUUUUUGACUAGUGGUGCAAAAGCAGAUGCAACAUAUGAAGAUAAUCAUUGUAAUCUGAAACAGUUUUUUGAUGGUUUCCUUAUCGCGCGUGACAGCCAGAUAUUCAAUAUUUCACCGUUUCGGAAAAUUAUAAAUCAUCUUUGGGAUUUUUCUUCUUUUGCUCACCUUAGCAUUGCAGACAAGUAAUUACUUACACAAUCCCCAAAUGCUGUCUAACAAGAAGAGGAUUUUAAAGUAUAUUUUUUACAUCCGUAGGUUACAGUUUACAGCUACUGUGUGGAUAAUUUUAACUAGCUACGAAACAGACUAACAUUAAAAAUUAAAAAAAAUGAUGCAUCAAGAGUUAUCAGGAUAAGAUUUCUCGUCAGAAGACGCUUUUCAAGCACGUUGAGGACAGGAUAAACAUUGACUGCUGUUUUUUUUUUUGUUUGUUUGUUUGUUUGUUUUCUUGGUCCAGAAUUCAAAAAGAAACUUUUUGGAGCAAAGUAUUUGAAAUCUUUUAACACUUGUAUAUAGUUCUUCAGUUUCAAGCUAAAGAAGAAGCUUUUAAAGGGCCUGAAUCGAUAGAGCUUUUUCCUUCUAUAGUUGUGUCACAGGGUGGUGGAUGAUAUCUGUGGUCGGGAGCCUCCAUGCAGGAAGGACUAUGGCGCCACCUGGAGUCUGGAGGAGUGGCUGGACCUCCUUAACUCCCUUACAGGUUUUUUCCGCCUGGCGGUGGGAAACAACAGCUCAGAUGAAGAGGUAAGAAAACACAAAUGUGUCAGCUCAACUCAGCAGAAAAAAGCUAAUUUAUAAUUUACAACACAUUCAUGCUUUCAGAUUGUACCUAUGAUAUUUUAAAGGCUGUGAUAGAGUGUCUGUUGAAGAUUCGUGUUCAUCUUGCUGUCUGUGCGGAGGCAGAGGUUGUUUUUACCUUCUGCAGUAGUGUGCAGUAUGUGUGAUGCUCAGCAGCAGUGAAAGCCUGUCGAGAUUUCAGACUCUCAGCCCUCCUCCUAUGUCUGUAUCUGUGUCCUUGUCUUUGUCUAUGUCCGUGUCCAGGUGCUGGCCGGGCUGUCAGGUAUGAGCAGCAGCAGCCAUGCAGAAACUGUGCUGAGUGUAUUAAGAGGCAGACGAGAGGAGAUCUGCCGCGCUCUGCAGGACAGAACCAACUCCAUCUCUUCUGCUACUCUGCAGGACUUUGACUGGCAGCUGAAGGUGACCUGAAGUUUAACUUUUUAAAUCUUCAUAAAUCUUACCUCUGAAUCAGGGCCAUCCUUCAGAACUGAUGUUUAUACUUCAGUUGAACUCCAUGCAAAAUAUUUGUAGGUGUUGACGAAGCAGCUGAAGAAACAGCCUGUUUUUGCGUUUUCCACGUAUAACAUCCACAAUAAAUAGAGAAAUCAGCAGAAAACUCCAUCAUAUAAAGGAAGAGGUAAGCGAAGACUUCUUUGUCAAAGGAAGUUCCUCACAGGAGCUUUAAAACAAGGAGAAAAAUGAAAAAGAAAUUAAUAUAAAAGUUCUGAAAAGUUGAAAGCUGACUUUUUAAAAGUAAAAAAGAAAUGCUGCCCUUAAAAUUGACAAAAGAGAGGUAGCUGUGUGAUGGAUUCUGUUGAAAUGAAGUCAUUCUUUAAAGUGAAAAUGGUACAAAAGUGUUAGUUUUGUUUGCACAUUAUAUUAGUUUCCUAUCCAGCUUAAUAACUGGUUAAAGUUAUGGAUGUGACAAUGCGUUAUGAAACUUGUAAUUAUUAAAAAAAAACUUUUAUAAGGACUUAUAAAUGCAUUUAUCACCUUUUAAUAUACUAAAACACCCAUUAUGUUAUAAAGCCUUUAAAAUGCAUCUACAAUGCUUUAUAAAUGUGUUUUAAGUGGUGGGUUACAGUGCAUCCGGAAAGUAUUCAUACCACUUCACUUUUUCCACAUUUUGUUAUGUUACAGCCUUAUUCCAAAAUGGAUUAAAUUCCUUUUUUUCCCUCAAAUAUUCUGCACAAAAUAUCUCAUAAUCUCAAAGCGAAAAACUUUUUUUAGAACAUUUAGCAAAUUUAUUAAAAAUAAGACACUCAAAUGUUGCAUAUACAUAAGUAUUUACACCCUUUGCUAUAAAACUCAAAAUUGAGCUCAGGUGCAUCCUGUUUCCACUGAUCAGCCUUGAAAUGUUCCUCCAACUUGAUUUCAGUCCACCUGUGGCAAAUUCAGCUGAUUGGACAUGAUUUGGAAAGCCACACCUGUCUAUAUAAGAUCCCACAGCAGACAGAGCACGACAGAGCACAAACUAAGCCAUGAAGUCAAAAGAAUUGUCUGUAGACCUCCGAAACAGGGUUGUAUCAGCGCACAGAUCUGGGGAAGGUUACAGAAAAAUAUCUGCUGCAUUGAAGAUCCCAAAAAGCACAGUGGUCUCCAUUAUUAAGAAAUGGAAGACGUUUGGAACCACCAGGAUUCUUCCUAGAGCUGGACGCCCAGCCAAAAUGAGCAAGCGGGGGAGAAGGGCCUUGGUCAGGGAGGUGACCAAGAACCCGAUGGUCACUCUGACAGAGCUCCAGCGUUCCUCUGAGGAGAUGGGAGAACCCUACAGAAGGACCAACAUCUCUGCAGCACUCCACCAGUCAGGCAUUUAUGGUAGAGUGGCCAGACAGAAGCCACUUCUCAGUAAAAAGCACAUGACAGCCCACUUGGACUUUGCAAGAAGGCACCUGAAGGACUCACAGACCAGGAGAAACAAAAUUUGCUGGUCUGAUGAAAUGAAGAUGGAACUCUUUGGCCUGAAUGCCAAGCGUCAUGUCUGAAGGAAACCAGGCACCGCUCACCACCUCGCCAAUACCAUCCCUACAGUGAAGCAUGGUGGUGGCAGCAUCAUGCUGUGGGGAUGUUUUUCAGUGGCAGGAACUGGGAGACUUGUCAGGAUCCAGGGAAAAAUGAAUGCAGCUAAGUACAUCGAAAUCCUUGAUGAAAACCUGCUCCAGAGUGCUUGAGACCUUCGACUGGGGCGACGCUUCAUCUUCCAGCAUGACAAUGACCCUCAGCACACGGCCAAGAAGACAAAGGAGGGGCUUCAGGACAAGUCUCUCAAUGUCCUUUGCUGCGUCCGAAUUGCCAAGUAGUAGUCGAAGUAGUAGUGGAAGUAGUAUGUAGCAUGUCCGAAUUAGCCACCGGAGCGAGUAGCAUGCUACUUCAGAUACUACCUCAGAUACUAGACACGCCCACAUUGUAGGAUGGUCGCAGUGCAUCCUACGGGCAUGCUACUGACCCAAAAUGCACCAAGGGCUUCUUCUUCGUCCUCUUAAAAGUUGUAGAAGCACAUGUGAUGCUAGCGCUACCAGCUGUUGCCUAUUUAGAUGCGUCGCGAACGCCGGCUGGCCACAGCAGCGCGCACCAUGGCAGAGCAGCAGCAGCAGGCAGGACCGCAGGAGUACAAAUGUAAGUUUCAUGUAACUUCACACACUGUCCUAAAAAAUGUGCGGUUGUAUCUCUUUGUCAUGUCAUGGUGUCAUAUGUGAAUAAUAUGUGUAAUAAAUAUGUGGCGACAUCAUGGAGGUAAAGCUCACUUAUUCCAUCAUUAAACUGCACAGCUGCAGUAAUCAGGCAGAUCUCAUUGAACAAAUGAUCACCACGUGAGUGAAUGAAGGCUAAAAGUAAUGGAAAAGCUUCUUUGUCAAUUUCUAAAGCAGUGCAGGAAUAUAAUACAGCAGCAUCCAUCACUUGCACAAUUACCAUUCAAAGAGUCUAAAACAGGCGCAGUACCUACUCUCUGCCUGCGGGGGUCAUCUUUUCUACCGCUCGUCUAGUGUGUCCGAAUUGGGCAGACGUGUUUAGUAUGUAGGAGUAGGAUCUAGCAGUAGUGUGUAGCAGUAGUAUGUAGUAUGCGAGCGGGCAAUUCGGACACAGCACUUGAGUGGCCCAGCCAGAGCACAGACUUGAACCCGAUUGAACAUCUUUGGAAAGACCUGAAAGUAGCUGUGCACCAACACUGCCCAGCCAACCUCACUAAGCUUGAGAGGAUGUGCAAGGAAGAAUGGGAAAAACUCCCCAAAUCCAGGUGUGCCAAGCUUGUUGCAUCAUACACAAGAAGACUGGAGGCUGUAAUCGCUGCCAAAGGUGCGUCGACCAAGUAUUGAGUAAAGGGUGUGAAUACUUAUGUAUAUGCAACAUUUGAGUGUUCUUAUUUUUAAUAAAUUUGCUAAAUGUUCUAAAAAUAGUUUUUUGCUUUGUCAUUAUGGGGUAUUUUGUGUAGAAUUUUUGAGGGAAAAAGGAAUUUAAUCUAUUUUGGAAUAAGGCUGUAACAUAACAAAAUGUGGAAAAAGUGAAGUGGUAUGAAUACUUUCCGGAUGCACUGUAUGUCAAGUGUUGGCACUUUAGUCCUAAUAAUCCUUGAAGAAGUGAGGACUGCAGAAGAAAUUAAAAUUACUUUGACUUUUCAAUCUCAGUGCUCUAUGAUAAAAUGUCCAUAUACAAAACUCAGACAGGCAUUUAUAAUUCUGAAGGAGUUUCUGCCGAUCUUACCAACAAUAAAAACAGUCUGUUCUGGUUUUCUGGAUGAUCAAGACACCAGUACCUGAUCUGAACUGUGUGUGGUCGGUAUUCAGUGUGUCUAGUAUACCCAAAAAGGUUGAUCUUGUAGAAAGACCAAAGCUCUCAAAGUUCAGGAUCUGAGUGUAAAAUCCUUCACUGACAGUUUCUGCUCUGCUGCUGUCUAAAUUAACUCUUCAUUUGUCCUCCUGCUCUUUCUCCCCCCCGUCCCUAUCCCAUCCCCGUCCUGCAGUUAGCUCUGUCCAGCGAUAAGAUCUCGUCUCUGCACACUCCUCUGCUCAGCCUCAGUCUAGAUGUAAGAGAGAACACGGGCCUGCGCUCCGUCACCAUGGAAAUGAACAGAGACGAGCUUAACACGCUCAUCACCUCACUUGAGGCUGCUAAUAAGGUGUGUGUGUGUGUGAGAAACUUGUUGAUGCUCUGUUAACUAAGAUUGGGCCUUUUAUAUUUACAAAUGUUCGAGCCCCCUUAUAUACUGAGUCAGCCAUCUUGCAUCAUCAUGUUUCUCCACAGUAGCACAUAGUGGACAAACUUUACUAUGUAUAAAAAAAUUUUAAUUGGUUAUUUAGUGAACGGGAAUGUCACAGACAAAGGUCGGAAGAUAACGAAGAAAGUAGUUGUGCAAAAAAUAAUUUUUACUUAACAGUCAUUUAACUAUUUUAUCACUUAAUCGAGAAUACAAUAUGAUUAAUGAGGAAGUCAAUAAUCGGAGGACAAACUGCUAUCUGGUUCUUCUGCAGUAAUGGAGGACAGCCACUGAGUGGUGUUGCCAUUGAGUCAGAUUCCUCUUGUUUUGUUCAGAGUGUGUGAGGCUGUCAGCUGACAGUCAAACAUCAUGACUAUCAGCAGUUAUUUCUGCCAGUUUACUCUGAGGUUUUCUUGUCUUAAAGUUCAUGUUAACACACAUCAGACUGCACAUAGGGCUAGGUGAUAUCUACUCUUUCUUUAUAACAAACAUAAUGUCCUGCUCUUUGAUAAACAAUCUUUUUAAACAGACCUUUUAAACAGACCCUUAUGGGCUUUGACUUGAGAUUCACAUACACUAGGAAAUAAAAAAAUAAGCUUUAUCCAUGGUCAGUUUUAAUCUUUGUAUUGAUUCAUUGACAAUAAGAAAACUCCAGAUUCACCCUGUCACAUUGGCUGAAGGCUGUAAAAACAUUUUUUGCCACUUGGGGGCAGAACUAUAAAGCAUACCAAACGUUGAAACUACAACAAAGAGUCAAAUCAUGAAGUACACAUAUUUUGAAGGAUUGGUGUUAUUCUGCAUGACUUCAGCAUGCUUGAAAGAGAAAAUUCAUCUCAGUAGAUUAUGACAAGAACAAUUACAAGGUACAAAAUGAUUAUGAGUAUUGUCAUUAUUGUUUCUUUAAAAAAAAAAAAAAAAAAAAACACAAAUCAAAUAGUCUUGGCUUUUAACUUUGUCAGGUGCAACAUUCAAGAAAACUUCUAAUCAAUCAAUCAGUCAAAUUUUAUUUAUAUGGUGCCAAUCGACAACAGUUGUUAUUCCAAGACGGAGCAGGUCUAGACCAUGCUUAUUGUUUGAUGAAUUAUCAAGACCUAACCUAAAAUGGGACAGAAUUGACCCAUCUCAUCUAACAUGAGUGACAAUGGCAAGUAAAAACUUUCUUUUAACAGGCAGAAACCUUGGGUAGGACCUGCUAGACAGCCGCCAGGCAGCUGCUGGGUUGGGGAGGGAUACAGAGAGAUAGGGGGAGAAAGAGAGAGGAGUGGGAGGGCAGGGGGAGAGAAAGAGAACAAGGGAGAGGAAAAGAGAGAGAACAAGUAAGGGAGAGGGAGGGAGAGAGAAUAGAGAAUGAGGGUGAGAGAGAGAGAGACGGUACAGCAGCAACAUUCACACAACAACAACAACAGCUCAUUCAGAGUUCUGGUUGCAGAGCAAGUAAUGAUGAAACAAUAUGAAUUCAGUUUACAGGAUCAGGAUAUAAGUAAUUAUGGACUAUUUUAAGUUAAUUGAAUGUGAUUACAAUCAGCAGGCCUAGUAGUAGUUAAUUUUAGCUUAAUGCUUUAUGUUCCUAAAAAAAGUUUCGCCAACUUCAAACUGAUCCAGAUAAUUUACUAGCUGAACUUCAACAAUUCUUCCUCUGUAGCCCAGGUAGAAACUCAUCUGUGCACCUUUUAUUUAACACACACCUCCUCCUUUAUAGCACCAUCUGUUGUCUACAUGUUGCGCUUGCAGUAUGUUAAAGUAUCAGUAACUAUAGUAGUUAUAAUGAUGACUGCAGCGGCCGCUCAUGACAGCACGUAUCUGUGAUAAAUCUCUCACAACAACAGCACCAAACCGUAGCACAAUAUAAACAUCCUAUCUCUGCACCAGUGUACAAGACACAGUUGUAUUUUCAGAUGGUUAAAAGAUAAUAACAGUGAGUUUAUACUCUAAAUUUGAAGGUAAUGUCUGAACUGUGUCAGUAAAAUAAUCUCCUAAUGGUUGCAUGCUUUUGUCUUUUUCAGGUGGUGCUACAGUUAAAAUGAGAGAAACUCUGAGGAUCGUUUCAGAUUUCAGAUGCUCUGAGAGUUAGAGGAGGUUUUUCCUCCCGUGAGUUGCUGGUUUGUUUCCUGUAUUAAGAAUAUGUCAGAAUAAAUGUGUCUUUUUCUUUCAACUCUGUAGAUUUUUGUAGAAAUAAAGGUAAACAUGCUUCAAGGGU